UUAUCUAUUUAUUUAUUUAUUUAUUUAUUUAUUUUUUUAAACAAAAACUUUAAAUUACAAUCGUCGUAAACGUGGGAUUCACUGCAGGGUUGUGGUGUGAAAGACAUUAGUUGAAUGUAGGUGAACGCCACACGGAGGGAAUUUAAACCGCCGCAAUGGUCUUAUUUUGAAGCGUCGGAGCGACACUUCCCGUCAGUGCGGCUGACUUGACGGCAGGCUGCGCCGAGUCUCCUUGCUGCCGCCGAUACAACGGUUCAGUGCAGGACUUUCUCCUCCAUCACUUCCUUCUGGGGAACAAUGUGUUGUCAGGCGAGGAGGUGUGAGGAGCCCGGCUCUUCGCUCCUUGUCGCAGCUCUGGAGCCAUGGCGGAGCGGACGCUGAGCGGGGAGCAGCGGCCGGAGCACAGCGGCUCCCAGAGCGGCUCAAACGAGGAAGGAUCCUCGGUACCUGCAGCAGACCACAACUGCUACUGACGGAGCACAAUGGUGACGGCUUCUAAACUUUUCCACACGUCUUCAGCUCUCGCCACGGAUGGCCGCUUCAACUUUUCACUCACUGGCAUUUCCCUGAUCUCGAUGGGAUCAUAGCGACGCAGAGUUUGUUCUGCUUUUCUCUUCUUGCGGGACGUGUGUCCUGUAGAGCCGUCUGCCUCAGGCGGAAAUCUGGCGCACCGUCCCGCAGUGGCUCGCAGAGCGCCUCCUUAAUAUUUCAAAGCCGAAUCAGUGGAGCUUAACAUGGGGGCAAAGCAGAGCAGCCCGACUGCUAAUCCAGCUGCUAACGGACGGACCAGAGCCUACUCCGGCUCGGACCUGCCCUCCAGCACGUCCAGCAGUAACGGCGGUAACAUCGGCCGGACCGCCGCCGGGGGGGUGAGGUUCCACGCGUACGGAGCGUCCGGAGCCUCCGGAGCCACGUCCAGCUCCAGCCAGCAACUCGGAGCCAGGGCCAGGUCCGUGGGGGGCUCCGGGGGCUCCGGGACCAGACCCCAGUCCGGCAUCAACAUUCCGAACAGCAGCGGAGCCUACAGUUCCCCGGAGUCCGGCGGCAGCAGCCCGGAGGAGGCGGCGGACAGGGAGCGUUCAGGCGGAGGGCAGGAGGCUCCCCGGCUGCUGAUAGGAUCCUUACCAGCACACCUCUCGCCUCAUCUGUUCGGAGGCUUCAAGUGCCCUGUGUGCUCCAAGUUCGUGUCGUCAGAUGAGAUGGAUCUUCACCUGGUCUUGUGUUUAACCAAACCCAGAGUGACAUACAAUGAGGACGUCCUGACCAAGGAUGCUGGAGAAUGUGCAAUUUGCCUGGAGGAGCUGCUACAGGGAGACACCAUCGCCCGUCUGCCCUGCCUCUGCAUCUAUCAUAAAGGGUUGGAAACUUUUCCAGUUUUAAAAUUAAAGCGGUCACAGCUGUGGAUAUGGUCAAAGUAGCAUGCUGUGGUUUACCCAGUCUGACAAUGUUUAUGGUUGGUUGUCUGUUAACAACAAUUACAGAGCUUCUGCAACAAGUAGAGACAAGCAUAAAGCUGUAUAACUUCACCUCAGUGUGGUUCAUAAUGUUGAUCAACAGCCACACCUAUUGCAGGG
This is a messenger RNA of Stegastes partitus (bicolor damselfish), 1574 nucleotides long. It is a transcript of the gene znrf2b, whose product is annotated as zinc and ring finger 2b. NCBI's taxonomy places the organism in Eukaryota, Metazoa, Chordata, Actinopteri, Pomacentridae. Gene Ontology annotation, biological process: proteasome-mediated ubiquitin-dependent protein catabolic process; protein K48-linked ubiquitination. Bases 735 to 1418 code for a protein of 227 amino acids. Gene Ontology annotation, cellular component: membrane; intracellular membrane-bounded organelle; cytoplasm. The record is from RefSeq and is a predicted model, not a curated record. Gene Ontology annotation, molecular function: ubiquitin protein ligase activity. The transcript has 3 exons.